Molecule: messenger RNA, 919 nt
Organism: Lolium rigidum
Lineage: Eukaryota; Viridiplantae; Streptophyta; Magnoliopsida; Poales; Poaceae
Product: RNA-binding protein 48-like
Exons: 8
Coding region: 2-697 (231 amino acids)
Cellular component (GO): nucleoplasm
Molecular function (GO): RNA binding
Source: RefSeq, a predicted model, not a curated record
GAUGCCGCGCGACCGUGACGAGCCGGCGGCUGUGCGCGUCUACACCGUCUGCGACGAGUCCAAGUACCUCGUCGUCCGGAACGUGCCCGCCCUCGGAUGCGGCGACGAGCUCGGCACCCUGUUCUCGACGUACGGCCCACUGGAAGAGUGCAAGCCCAUGGAUGCCGAGGACUGCGAGGAGUACACCGACGUCUUCUUCAUCAAGUUCUCGCAGGUCAGCAACGCGAGGUUUGCGAAGAGAAAGUUGGAUGAGUCUGCAUUUCUUGGCAACCGGCUGCAGGUGUCAUAUGCACCUCAGUUUGAGACUGUUGAGGAUACUAAAGAGAAACUGGAAGUCAGGAGAAAGGAAGUCCUUGGCCGGAUACGAUGCAUUUCCUUGCAUUUUUCAGCACCUGCUGGAAGUAGACCUGAAGGGCUAUCUCAGUAUCCACUGGGUCAGGGAUCGUCUAGUGGGAACUCACACCGUCAAAUGAGCUCCAAUAAGAGGGACUACACGAAGACAAUUCACGCUUCUCGUACAGAAGAUGCUCGUUUCAGUCAUGUGUCCUCUAAUAAGGAAUAUUUUCCAUCUGAGUCAAUGAAUGCAACUGUAAAUCUAGUGAGACAGAAGCUUGAUAAGAUACAGUCCGGCAGUGAUACUUCUGAUGCUGCUGCUACGUCCAAGAAACCAAGGGUCGAUAACCGUAGACGAAUUUGAACCAUUGGAUCACGCAGAGCAUGCGUUAGUGAACCUCGGCGUGCUUUUUGGUCUUCGUUUUCGGCAUCUACUUAAUAUCAUUUGCAGUAGGUUGUUUAGUGAACUAUGAUCGAGAGAAAUGAUGUACUGUAAGUAUGUAACUUAAUGUGAUAAUGCCAGACUCAUCAGCUGUUUAUAUGGUCACUCUGUUGUCUAUAUGAUCUGCAGUCUUGUGAGCAACUA